Capsicum annuum is the source of this 1418-nucleotide messenger RNA. RefSeq names its product purine permease 3. Gene Ontology annotation, molecular function: purine nucleoside transmembrane transporter activity. The record is from RefSeq and is a predicted model, not a curated record. Lineage: Eukaryota; Viridiplantae; Streptophyta; Magnoliopsida; Solanales; Solanaceae. Gene Ontology annotation, cellular component: membrane. The transcript is spliced from 2 exons. Bases 187 to 1254 code for a protein of 355 amino acids.
CACACUAUAUAGUUUCAUUUCCAGUUUUCCACUACAAUAUUGGUCCUUAAUUAAUUGAAGUGGGACCACUCCAUAUCGUGAAACCAAUCUUCUCAGUUGACAAACAAAACGGACGGAAGUUCUAUUAUAAAUAGCAAACUAUAGAUCCCAUCACUUCAAGAAAUCCGAAAAUUCAAUUUAAAUCUCAUGAAAAUGGAAGAUCAAGGCGUAAGUGCUAUUACUAUGAAGAGAAUUCUCCUUGUGAUAAAUUGUUUGAUAUUAUCUAUUGGUGUUUGUGGUGGUCCUUUAAUGAUGCGUUUAUAUUUUGUUGAAGGGGGUUCAAGAAUUUGGCUUAGUAGUUGGUUACAAACCGGUGGAUGGCCACUCACCCUUAUACCUCUAGCCGUCCUAUACUUCUAUCGUCGAAAAAUCAAAGGCUCUGAUACCAAAUUUUAUUUCAUAACACCUCGAAUUUUUAUUGCAUCAUUCGUCAUUGGGGUUGUCAUAGGAUUAGAUGAUUUUUUUUAUUCGUGGGGCGGGUCAAAACUCCCCGUGUCAACUUCUUCGCUUCUUAUAGCCGCUCAACUUGCCUUCACGGCAAUAGGUGCUUUCUUCAUAGUGAAGUUGAAGUUGACUUCUUAUUCUAUUAAUGCAGUCGUCGUGUUGACAGUUGGCGCGGUUUUAUUAGGUAUUCGGGCAAACAGUGAUCGUCCAGAGGGAGUGACUAGUAAAGCGUAUGUUAUUGGUUUUAUUAUGACCCUUUCGGCUGCAGGUUUGUAUGGACUUAUUAUACCUUGUAUUGAGUUGAUUUACAUGAAGGCAAAACAGGCUAUUACUGCAACGUUGGUGUUGGAGAUUCAAAUGGUCAUGUGUUUUGCUGCAACUGCUUUUUGUACUAUAGGAAUGAUUGUUAAUAAGGACUUUCAGGCAAUAUCAAGGGAGGCAAAACAAUAUAACCUAGGAGAAGCUAGAUAUUAUAUAGUGCUAGUAUGGAGUACUAUUAUUUGGCAAUGCUUUUAUGUGGGUGCAAUUGGAGUUAUUUACUGUUCUUCUUCUUUGAUGUCUGGAAUUUUACUGGCAGUUUUACUUCCAGUUACUGAAGUAUUAGCAGUAAUUUUCUUUAAAGAGAAAUUUUCAGGUGAAAAGGGACUUUCUCUUUUUCUUUCUCUUUGGGGUUUUGUCUCAUACAUGUAUGGAGAAUACAAACAAGAAAAGCAGAAGAACAAUAAAAGUCAAGAAAAUGAGAUGACCACAAUGAAUAGUGAGUGUGUUUGAUUUUUAUUAGUACAUUAUAUAAAGGGGUUUGUUUUUUGUACAUAAUACUGUAAGUGGCUUUCAUUUCAUUUCUACUUUGAUGUUUGUAAUUUGUAAUGUUGCUAUUAGACAUGUAAUAAUUAAUAUUGUAGUAUUUGAAAGUUUUGCAGUUUGUUGCCACCAAA